Messenger RNA from Drosophila busckii, 1992 nucleotides. It is a transcript of the gene CNT2, whose product is annotated as solute carrier family 28 member 3. The transcript is spliced from 8 exons. Gene Ontology annotation, molecular function: nucleoside:sodium symporter activity. Gene Ontology annotation, biological process: nucleoside transmembrane transport. The coding region runs from base 164 to 1975 and encodes 603 amino acids. Lineage: Eukaryota; Metazoa; Arthropoda; Insecta; Diptera; Drosophilidae. Gene Ontology annotation, cellular component: membrane. The record is from RefSeq and is a predicted model, not a curated record.
CAAGCGGUUAUAAUGGCAGCGCUGUUCAGUUAGUACUAACAAACAAAACAAAUAUAUACAAAAAAAAUAAUAUAAACUAAUUAAGUGACGACGCGCACGCAUGAAGGUUGAAAACCCGUUUAUUUUUCGUUGUAAAAAAAAUAAUAAAAAUUAAAUAAAAAAGAUGGACAGUAAAACUGACGCAGGUGCCAUUAACAAUUCCUAUGAAUUGGAUCAUACGGAUUUAGAAAGAGCUAAAAAGACUGACUACGAGAAUGAUAAUGCACAAGAUCAAGUGGACUCAGCUGCAGUUAUGGAGCAGGAACAAAGCAAACUGCCGCGCUUUGUUAAGAUUAUAUUAUAUGUAAUUUUACAUGGUUUGGUUGUGGCUUACUUCAGCUAUGCUACUUAUCAUUAUAAUGAUUUAAAUAACUAUGAAUGCACAUAUAAUGGCACAUUACCGUUAUGCGGCAUACGCUUCUGCACGGGCUAUGGCAUGUUGGUGCUGCUGCUGGGCUUCAUCUACUUGGGUCUGUUCUACUAUCUGAUAUUCAAGCCUAAACUGGGACGCAGUCUACAUCGCAAUUACCUGCAGCCCUUAGGCCAGAAGUGGCAUGACUUGAGCAGAACACGCUUGGUGAGCUCGCUUUUGAUUGUGCUCGUGCUCAUUAUUUUGGGCAUUUUCCUUUACUUUGAAACGAAGGACGAGCCACAGAAGCUGGUUUCCUUGGUGGCUCCUUGUUUCUUUAUUAUCUGCGGCUAUGCCUUCUCCACCAAGCGCAGCGCCAUCAAGUGGCGCAUUGUCAUCACCGGCAUCUCCUGUCAGUUUUUGUUGGGCGUCUUUUGCAUACGUUGGACAGUAGGACGGCAGAUUUUUGAGUGCGUUGGCAAUAAGGUUUCCACGUUUUUGGGCUAUGCCACAGAUGGUGCACGCUUUGUGUUUGGCGAUCUGCUAAUUGAGGCGCAAGUGUUUGCCUUUGCCAUCUUGCCUGUGAUCUUCUUCUUCAGCUUCUUUAUAUCCAUACUCUACUAUCUGGGCACGAUGCAGUGGGUGGUCAUCAAACUGGGCUGGAUCCUGCAGUCACUGCUGGGCACCACUGUCUGCGAGAGCGUCACCUCAGCCGCAAACAUAUUCCUGGGCAUGUCUGAAAGUCCAUUGCUCAUUCGUCCGUAUAUCAAUAAACUAACGCGCAGCGAGCUGCACAGCAUUAUGGUCUCUGGCUUUGCCACUGUCUCCGGCACAGUGCUGGCGGCUUAUUUGAGCUUUGGCGCUUCUGCCGCGCAUCUGAUUACAUCCUCGGUAAUGGCUGCACCUGCUACGCUGGCUAUAUCCAAGCUGUAUAUGCCAGAAACUGAAGAAACUCAAACAUCCAGCGAUAAUAUACAGCUGGAAAAAUCUGAGGACUCUUCUGUGCUGGAUGCUGCUUCCAGUGGCGCUUCCAAUGCUGUGCCUAUCGUUUUGGGCAUUAUUGCCAACAUUGUUGCAUUUGUCGCCUUUGUUGCUUUUCUCAAUGGCAUUGUCAGCUGGCUGGGCUUUCUGGUCGGCGCCGAACAAAUUGACUUUGAGUGGAUAUUUUCUAAGCUCUUUGUGCCCAUUGUCUGGGCCAUGGGUGUGCCUAAGGAGGACUGCCUAGAUGUGGCCAAAGUGGUGGCCACCAAAACGAUUAUAAACGAAUUUGUUGCCUAUGAGCGUCUAGGAGAAUUAAUCACUACUGAAAAAAUUACUGCUCGUAGCGCGGGCAUUGCAACCUUCGCCAUAUGUGGCUUUGCCAAUCCCAGCUCCUUGGGUAUUUUGAUUGGCUCGUUGAGCGUGAUGGCGCCCAAGAGACGUAAUGACAUCACUGCCGUUGCAUUCCGUGCGUUUAUUGUGGGCAGCAUUGUUUGCUUUAUUUCCGCCAGCUUUGCAGGCAUCCUUAUGCAGAAUGAUGAGGAGGCCCGAAAUUAUAAAUUAAUUAUUGAGAAGCUGACGUACAAAAAUGUAACGUACCCGUAUUAAAAACAUUGUUGCUCAAA